Messenger RNA from Lecanosticta acicola, 1113 nucleotides. The record is from the annotation of a GenBank genome assembly. NCBI's taxonomy places the organism in Eukaryota, Fungi, Ascomycota, Dothideomycetes, Mycosphaerellales, Mycosphaerellaceae.
AUGCUCAGGACAUUCUUCGCCAGGCCUGCAAAGAGAGCAAUUCGACCGACCCGAAUAGGAGGCCAUUUCACCUCACGGCUCUACAGCAUUCUCUUCUGCGGUGCAGACGAGUUCAGCAUAUAUUCCCUCAGAGCAGUACAUCGAUUGCUGGACCGAACCCUUGACAAGGUCCAAUCCAUCGAGGUUGUCUGCAGGCCUGCCAAGCGGGUGGGACGGGGCUUGCAGGAGAUCCAGGAGCCGCCGAUCAAAAGUGUUGCUGAAGAGCUGUCCCUGCCCGUCUAUCAGCUUGACACCUUCACCGGCUGGAAACCUCGACGUACUCCCGAUCUUAUCAUCGCCGUUUCUUUCGGCCUUCUCAUCCCAGCUCGUUUGCUGAGGGAGGCAAAGUAUGGCGGUCUGAAUGUCCAUCCAUCCUUGCUUCCGGACUUGCGUGGUCCUGCGCCAAUCCAGCAUGCUCUGCUCAAAGGGAGAACCCAUACCGGUGUUUCUCUUCAAGACAUGCAUCAUACCAAAUUCGAUCAUGGCAAGAUUCUAGAUCAAAUGCAGUUGGCUAUCCCAGAAGACUGUACUGUUGAGCACCUUAUCGAUACCUUGGGCCCAAUUGGUGCAUCCAUGUUGCAGAAUAUCAUUCUCCGUGACUUGAAAGCAUCUCCACUACCUAUCUCAGGGGCAGAUGCCUCGCAGGGCGAAUUGGAGCAUGCUCCCAAAAUCACUCCAGAGGAUCGUCACAUUGACUGGUCUACGUGGACGUCAGACAAGAUUCUUCGUUAUGACCGCGUGCUUGGUCGCCUGUGGGACAGGACUACAUAUCAAUAUUGCCACGGAAAGCCACAAGAAGCAAAACGCAUUACGUUUGAGGGACCCUGGCGGAGAAUCGUGGGGAAAGAGCUGCUGGAGUUUCACACUGACUGGCCAAGAUUGCCUGGAAGACCAACUUUGAAUUACAAGCAGAAGAAGCCAAUGAUAGGUGUCUGGACUGUUGAUGAAAGCCUUCUCGCUCCUAGCUACGCGACUGUGGAAGGUGGGAAGCCACGAACAGCACUUGCCGGCCUAAGGAAUCUCAUUUUGAAACAUAGCGAGUUGUCAAAGGUUCGCACGUCUCAGACAAGCUGA